Molecule: messenger RNA, 393 nt
Organism: Rotaria sp. Silwood2
Lineage: Eukaryota; Metazoa; Rotifera; Eurotatoria; Philodinida; Philodinidae
Source: the annotation of a GenBank genome assembly
AUGAGUCGAUCGAAUGUUAAUCUAUUGAAUUUACCUGACGAGAUAUUACUGCUUAUUUUGAAAAAACUAAACAAUAUUGAUGUUCUUUAUUCAUUUAUCGACGUUAAUAAUGACCAUUUGAAUAGUCUAGCACAAGAAAAAAUCUUCAGUGAUACUAUCAAUUUGGUAUCUAUUGAUAAUGUUUCUGCAAUUGAUCAACAGAAACUUGAUCGAUUUUGCAAGGUUAUAUUGCCAAAAAUUGAUGAAAAUGUGAAAUGUUUUACUCUUGAACCACUUUCAAUGGAAUGUAUUCUUCUUGCUGCUGAGUAUUCAAAUCUAACUGAACUUAAACUUUUUAAUUUCACGCAAGAUAUUGACUUAAAUUAUUUUACAAGUAAGAAAAAAAAACAAUAA